AUGCCUGUUGAAGAGGCGAAUUCAACAUGGCACCCGGCCUUUAUGCCCAAUGCUGCUCAUGACAUUCCAAGACAACCUUCAAAGAACCCCUCCGCGACGUCAACUACCGAGACCCAUGCCGAAGAUGCAUCACCGCCAGCGGCUGAUGUCUCCAAGGCAAAUCUGAACGAUGCUUCCUCGCACGAACCCAUCCAAGUCGAAUCCGAACUGGAGCAGACCAAUGCCACUGCGGAACAAGAGGCGACUGCACCAGCUGUAGAAUCCGAAGUCAUCCCCCAGCCAGCUCCGGCAGCGGCGAAAUCGACUCCCUCGAAACACCUUCCGUCAGACUCGUUUGCGCGUACUGUCGCGCAUGAGGCUAACUGGGACGGAGAUGACGAUGUAGAAUGGAGUUUGCCGGAGACUGAUGCAGACCUCUUCAAGUUCCUGGGCCCUUCAGACCGCACCAACUCGUUCCCAGUCGUACCACCCAUGCAACAAUCGGCGCAACAAGAGGCACAACGUCCGGAGCGUCUACUGCCCAUCAGUCAAGCUGAGGAGCUUAUGGCCGAACUCGAUCGCGAAGCCUCACCUGUCAAGUAUGCCGCCGAAAGCUCGGACAGAAAGCUGUUUGACGGGGAAGAUCAACCAGAGAACUCUACGUCAGACCGUUCCACAGAACAGUUCUCCCGCCGAGACGUGGCGUCUCCCACCGAUGCGGAAGCACCCGAUGCACGCUACGAGGAGGGAGUUCCUCUGAUUUCCAGGGAGCAAGCUCCAGACUACUCCAUCAAGACAACGGAAGAUAGUCACGACCCCUUUGCCGACGACACGACAGGUGAAGAUGACUUCUUUGCUCAGAUCGGUGAAUCUAGCAAACCGACCGCGGAGGACGAUGGCAGUUUCUUGCCCGAGAGGCCCCUGGAGCGCAAGUCUACGAUGCAAGUUUUGGGGACCUUGGAUGAUCUUGUUUCGCCCAGCAGGGCUGACACAGGUCUUGAGAGCAUGAUGGAGGAGUCUCCGGAAGAUAGUGAUUUCUGGAGCCAGCAGCAACCACUCGACGAAGGCCAAGAGCAGCAAGAGCCCAAGGCCGAGUCGGAUGAAGCUGCGGCUGAAGAGAAUGAGGCUGAACCUCAGGAGAAUAGCGCAGAUCUGGCCGCCAAGUGGGCUGCUGCUUUUGACGACGAGGAUGAUGAUGGGUUUAUUCUCGAUGAUCCCUCAAAGGAGGUCGACCCUGCCGCGUUCUUUGGGGAUGACGAUGACGGAUUUCUCGACGAUGCUGAAGAUACCCCUGAGCCAAACUCUGCUACGCAGGGUGCCGUGUCUACUCAACCGCCUGCACCUAAUGGAAGGUAUACUCCUGCACAGGUUACGCCAAUGAGCUCACGUCAACCCUCAAACUCCAGCCAGUACUUUCCCGGCCAAACGCCAUUUGUAGCACAGCCUGCUGGUCAGCCAUCAAGUGCAACCCCGUUUGCACCUGCCCCAGCAUUUGGUGCUCCUCCACCGCGCCCAGAAGCAAACAAAGCCGCUAGCUUUGCCGACAAAUCCAAGGGCGGCUACACUUCACCCUAUGACCUCCCGGCUGAUAUUGUCAAGCCUAGAAAACGACCGACUGUGCAGCAAAAGUCUCCGCUGGUAGGCGCAUCUCAGCCUCCGCCUGGCCCUCCUGGUGCCCGGGCAUCUUCUGCCCCUAUGUCACCACCUGCUCCAGAACGCAAUGGUCAACCAGUUUCGCCUGCAAAGCAGGCGCCCCAAAGGUCUCAGUCUGGGAGUGAGGGCUUCUUUGCAGAUCUUCCAGUUGCGCAACGUGCUAGGCCGGCAUCUCGAACCAGUCUGCACGGCAUGCCAUCGCCCCAGAUCAGCGCAACUGGUCCUCCUCAAAUCCGAGCCCAGGCUUCUCCAGGGUUUGCUCCUGGUCAGCCGCAGCCUGUCCCCACCCCGGCAGCACCCCAGACGCCCUACAGCCAACCGCCGACCAUGGCUACGCCGCCACAAGCUGGAUACGCACCUGCUGCUGCGACCUCUACCGUUACGGGCGGCCUCGUAGCACCCGAGCGUGUCAGCCCGUACGCUGCAAUGCAGUCUGGUUCCGGGACGGCACCAGUCGUACCGCCCGCAGCCGCUGGCAGCAGGUACUCGCCUGCUCCACCCGCUGCACCGGCAUCAAACAGGUACUCUCCAGCGCCGACUGGUAACCGCCCAGCAAGUGCUACUUACGCCCCGUCUCAUUCGGUAGCCGCUCCCCCAGUGCUGCCGCAUCAGCCUCGAACUUCUAGUCCGCUUGCCCACUUUGAGAUCUCGCAUGAUCGUGCUAGGUCAGCCGUCGCAGGUCAAGCAGAUGGAUCCCAUCCCGACCGCCGUGUCGCCUCUGCUAUGCACGAGCCGAGACUCAGCCGUAUGCCCUCGCUCCCUUCUACCCGUGAGGUUGAUGAAGAGGGUGUUCCUCAGUCGGGCCCUUCUCCCUUGUCUCACAGUCGCCCAUCUUCCCAAGGAGUAAUGGGACCGCCGCAGGCGCCAUCUCAAAUGUCCCAGCGGUCCAGGCAAACACCCCCUCCCCCAGUCACCAUUGCGCAGCAAAAUGCCACAUUGUCGCCGCCAAAGAGGGUAUCGAGCUACACGCCACAAUCUCAAGCACAAUCAACGCUGACACCACAUGGAUCCGAUUUUGUGCCCCCGCCGCGGUCACACACUCAGUCUCCUGGUGCAUUGUACGGCAGGGGGGCAGUGAACUCAACAGACCCAGUACCUAGGCCGUCUUCUGUACAUGAUCCUACCUCACCUCGUUCCGUCACCUCUGCCACACAUUCGUUCGUACCCAUGACACCCGCAUCGGUAUCUGCUCCUAUAUCCAUGACGUCUAGACCUCGCAGGGCCUCACAGAACCUCAACCUGGUCCCUCCUACCGAUGGCCGCGAGCAUGAUCCGUUACAGAGGUGGAAGGGCGCGCCGAUUGUCCGAUGGGGUGUUGGUGGCGCUAUUGUGACAUCAUUCCCUAAGGAUGUUCCUAGGUAUGGCAUCAACCAGACUUUGCCCAUGAUACUUCGCAGCCCAGGCGAAGUUAAGAUCAAGAGCAUGAAGGAGAUUCAACCUCUCGAGGAGCGUCUUGGAAAAUUCCCAGGCCCUCUGAGGGGCAAGUCCAAGAAGAAGGAGGUUGUAGCCUGGCUUACUACCGGUAUCGAGGAUCUGGAGAGGAACAAGCCUGUCAAUUCGUUCCACGGUCAGACCACCCUGGAAGAUAAGCGAAGUGAAGAACGGGUGCUUUUAUGGAAAAUCCUGCGACUCUUCAUUGAACACGACGGAACCCUGGAGGGCUCUUCUGCAGUUGACAAAGCUGUCCGUAACAUCCUGUCUCCUGGCCUUGACGACUCUCUAUCGGAGCCAACGACAAGCUUUGCACUGGGACAGGACUCGGCAGGUCUUCAGGGAUCAUUCGCCACGCAGAUGAAAUCUGAUGCUGUUGACUCUGCAGUCGUGGAGCAGAUUAGGAGAAGUCUGCUGGGGGGAGACCGUGAAAAGGCAGUGUGGGACGCCGCCGAUAAGCGAUUGUGGGGCCAUGCUCUGCUCAUCGCCAACACGGUAUCUCCAGACCUGUACAAGAAGGUAUCUCAAGAGUUCGUCCGAAAGGAAGUGAACUACCCUGGGCACAACAACGAGUCCUUGGCCGUCUUGUAUGAAGUCUUGUCCGGGAACCACGAGGAGUGUGUCGAUGAGCUGGUCCCUGUGCAUGCCAGAGCAGGUCUUCAACUGAUGCCUACCAACACCUUCCAAGGACAGUCUACCGAUGCCCUUGCCGGUCUUGACAAGUGGCGUGAGACGCUCGGGUUGGUUCUAAGCAACAGGAGCAACAAUGACUCUAGGGCUAUCAACUCACUGGGUAACCUCCUGGCAGGUUACGGCAGAGCAGAGGCUGCCCAUAUCUGCUACCUUUUUGCUCGCAACGCAACCGUAUUUGGUGGCUUAGAUGACCCUAACUCGCACUUUGUGCUUGUCGGCGCUGACCACAAGAGGCAGGCUGAUCAGUUCGCCAAAGAGACCGAGGCUUUGCUUCUCAGUGAGGUCUACGAGUUUGGCCUUUACCUUGGAGCUGGCGGAAACAAGGAUGUCAACUGCCCACAUCUGGCCGCGUACAAGCUGCAGCACGCCAUGACGCUCGCCGAGGCUGGGUUCCCCGACAAGGCCUUGCAGUACUGUGAGACUUUAGCCCACGCAAUCACAUCCCAGACCAGGCGCUCGCCGUACCACCACGGUGUCUUGGAGGCUGCUGUGGAGAACCUCGCCAACCGCCUCAGGCAAGCUCCCAAGGAAGAGUCGAACUCGUGGAUUUCCAAGCCCAGCAUGGGCAAAGUAUCGGACUCUGUCUGGAACCGCUUCAACAAGUUUGUGGCCGGUGAUGAUUCUGAGCCUGGCGAGAACGGCAUGCUUAACACACCUGGCGCUGCGGGUCCUUUCGCGCGUGUGGCUGGGGGCACGCCCACAAUCAGUCGUCCGGCAUCGCCACCAAACGCCACCGGCAUGGAGAUGUUUGGCGGUGGUGCUCAAGGCCUUCACGCCUUCGCACCUCCUGCAUCGCAGGGCCCGCCACCGCCGGUCACCCGGGCCAGCUCACGGUAUGCCCCUGGAGCACCCGCCGCGUCGAAUCCUUAUGAGCCGCAACAAGCGUAUGGUGCACGGGCUCCAUCUGCCGGGCGAUCCUCCGGGGAGUACAGCCGCAACUCUCCCGAGGCGUCGCGGAGGUCGUCGGACAUCCAGAGGUCUGCCUACUCACCAUACCAGCCAACCGGGCUACACUCACCUGCUACGAGUCAAAACGGCUUUGCUUCUACGUCCAACAACGAGUCUCCUUAUGCGCCGAAACCUUAUGGAGACUCCGGAUCGUCUCCAGCGGAAUCCGCACCUGUGCCUUCGUUUGGAUACCAGCCAUACACCCCUGACUAUUCAGCAGGGAACGGAUCUGCAUAUGGCGCGUCACCCAAGGAUGAAAAGAAGACUACCAGCGAGGAACCUGAAAUGCCAUCAUACGGAUAUCAACCGCCGCAUUACAGCUACGAACCCCCGACGAUGACGCUCAAUGAUGACGAUUUGUCAAACGACAACUCUGAACAAAAGGCCGAAGAGCCCUCGUCUACCGGAGGCUACGAGCCACCUAGCUUCCAGCCGUAUGAACCACCAGCGUACGAGCCUGAUCCAGAGAUGUCACAUGACGACGAGGGUGAAAAGGGCAACGAUUCCAAGCAUGAUUUCAAACCUUUGAGCUUCAUGGAUGAUUCUGCAUCGAUAGCAUCAACGUCGACGUCGAACAAGAAGUCCAAGGAGGAGAUUGAUAAAGAGAACCAAGAAUUGUUCCGCAAGGCGGCUGAAGAAGAUGCUAAACGAGCCGAGGCUGAGAAGGCUGCCAAGGCCAAGAAGGGCUGGCUUGGAGGCUGGUUCGGCGGCGGCUCUGCCAAGAAGGAUCUGACUGCUGAACAGCCCAAAGCCGUCAGGGCCAAAUUGGGCGAGCAAAACAGCUUUUAUUUUGACCCGGAACUCAAGCGCUGGGUCAACAAAAAGGCGGGAUCAGAUUCCGGCUCUACUCCAACAUCGACGCCGCCACCACCAAAAGGCGGACCACGUUCUGCAGCAGGGACACCACCGCCACCAGCUGCAGGCGGUGGGAUGAUGGCCCCCCCACCUCCCGGCGGAAGAUCGAGCGCGCCGCCCCGUGGGCCUUCGCUCCCAUCUUCGGCCUCCAGCUCGAACCUCGCGGCAGUGGCGGCCGCGAAUGCAUCACAAUCCUCGCUGCUGGGAACGACGCCUCCCAUGUUGCAGCGCACCGCAUCAAACGGCAGCGAGGCAGGGUUGGCACCACCCUCCCGGCCGGGCACCAGUAUGAGCAACGCCAGUAGCAUUGAUGAUCUAUUGAGUGCAGCUGGCCCCAGGAAGCCUGGCGCCAAGAAGGCCCGGAAGAGUGGACGCUACGUCGAUGUCAUGGCCAAGUAG
Pyricularia grisea is the source of this 5958-nucleotide messenger RNA. RefSeq lists its product as uncharacterized. Gene Ontology annotation, biological process: COPII vesicle coat assembly; Golgi organization; autophagy. NCBI's taxonomy places the organism in Eukaryota, Fungi, Ascomycota, Sordariomycetes, Magnaporthales, Pyriculariaceae. Bases 1 to 5958 code for a protein of 1985 amino acids. The record is from RefSeq and is a predicted model, not a curated record. Gene Ontology annotation, cellular component: ER to Golgi transport vesicle membrane; endoplasmic reticulum exit site. The transcript has 2 exons.